CAACAAUCCCGUUGCCGAGACCGCGCCGGUCACGACUCACGACGGGGUUUCUAUUCAUCGCAUCCGCGAUUUUUGCGGCUCCCAUCGCAGAAGUGCUCCUCCCCCACCUCCCGUGCCUUCUCCGGCUCCGGCGCUACUCCGCCGCCCUCCACCACUGCUCCCGCCGCCCUCCGCCGCUCCCGCCUCCUCCGUCGCCGCUCCCGCCGCAUCCACCUCUGCCGCCGCUCCGCCGCCUCCGCCGCCGCUCCUCUGCUUCCCCGGCUCUGGCGUUGCUCUCGCCGCCCUCCACAACUGCUCCCGCCGCUGCUUCCCGACCUCCCCGGCUCUAGCGCCGCUCCCGCCGCCCUCACGACCGCUCCGGCCGCCUCCGCCGCUCCCGCCUCCUCCGCCGCCGCUCGCGCUGCCUCCACCUCCGCCGCCGCUUCUGCGACGUGAUGCUCAGAAAUCGCGCGCGCGCGAUGAAUAGAUCUCCCCGUCACGACGGCCUCGAUGCCGGCCGGUGGAGCUAGGACGAACCCGGGUCGGUUUGUAACAACUGCCGACUCCUAUCGUCGCUACUCGCUAGCAAACCGCUGAAGCCAGCCAUGUGUAUAUGUGUCAAGGUGUGCACCUGCGAUCGGCAAGAACGUGAUGGCCGAUCAAGAUCCCAUGUCUGGUGAUGACGGCAGUGGAAAUGAAGAUUGUCUAUUUGAUGACCCUUUCCUAGAGGAUGGGUUUGGUAACUUAACAGAAUGGAGGUUGAGCGAUCUUAAGAAAGACUUCUUGAAGCACCUAGAGGAUGAAUCAAGUAGGGCAAGGACAAGAGAAAGGAAACAUCCAAAAGAACAGAAGAUGAAGCUGCACAAUGAUCUUAUGGAACAAUACAUGCAGUCAGCCCUAAAGAAAUACAACACUGAAGAAAGCAUCGAUGGGGAUUCGGGUUUUGAGUUUGUGAAAGCAAUAAAAGAGAGCUUCAUUGUUGAAGGAGCGGUCAAUUUUUAUCGGCAUUUUAACUUCACAGCCAUGCAAGGCAGCACAAUUCACUUAUUUUUCGCUGAAGUUAUCCCAGAUGGAGAGAGUUGUGAUGUGUCUUGUUGCAGGCUUCUACAAGAUAAUGACAAUGGAAGAUGCCUUGGUUGUAAAAAUCAAGGUGACCCUGACUUACGGCAUCCUGCUUCCGACAAUGUCUAUGCUGGAGGACAUGAGGAUAGCGCAUUCCCAUUUCUUAUUGACAGUGAUAGUGAGGAUGACGGUGAUUGAGCAUGGGAGAUUGCCUAGGUUUUAGAAGAUUUACUCUGGCCAAGAAUCGUUCUGCAAUUCUGCAAUGCUAGCAUCAUAUUGUACACGUCAAACUUGAGCCGGCCACUUCGGGCACUUUGUGCCUUCCAGCAAUGCUGUCAUGUUGGAACACUAUGUACCUCCCAACAGUUCUUCUAUUCUAUAGACAUGAAAUCUGGACAAUUUCCACUUCCACCUGUUCUGUUUUUAAUUAUGUCUAGGUCACUGAGAAACUAGUGAAAAUACUGCGAAGGGUGGCCUCGUGGCAAGACGAGCUGCUUGUAAAGUUAUAAAGAGAGCCAAACAGAGUUUCACUGGAGUUGAGCGUGGAGCUCUCAGACUCAGAUGAGCAUGGACUCGCUGUCAGAUGAGCGUGUAGUUUGCUGUUGCUGUAAUAUUCCAUUGCGAUGACCA
This is a messenger RNA of Panicum virgatum (switchgrass), 1671 nucleotides long. RefSeq lists its product as uncharacterized. Bases 631 to 1239 code for a protein of 202 amino acids. The record is from RefSeq and is a predicted model, not a curated record. The transcript is spliced from 6 exons. Lineage: Eukaryota; Viridiplantae; Streptophyta; Magnoliopsida; Poales; Poaceae.